Pleuronectes platessa (European plaice) is the source of this 723-nucleotide messenger RNA. Its product is annotated as eukaryotic translation initiation factor 4 gamma 1-like. NCBI's taxonomy places the organism in Eukaryota, Metazoa, Chordata, Actinopteri, Pleuronectiformes, Pleuronectidae. The coding region runs from base 1 to 723 and encodes 240 amino acids. The transcript has 2 exons. Gene Ontology annotation, cellular component: eukaryotic translation initiation factor 4F complex. The record is from RefSeq and is a predicted model, not a curated record. Gene Ontology annotation, molecular function: translation initiation factor activity; protein binding; mRNA binding.
AUGAUCCCAACACACGUGGGGUUUCUCGGCGCUGCCUCCUACGAGUCCGUCAGCUGCGUCACUGCAAACGUUCAAGCCUUCGUGACGGAUCUGAGUCACGAGGACUUGGACGUUGAGGAGAACCUGCAGGAAAUGGUGGAACUCAUUUUCAAGAGGGCCGUGAAGAAACCAGACUCUGCUGCAGUCUUCGCGGAGCUGUGUCAACACCUCUCAGAAGUGGAGUUCCAAUCCUUGUCCGACUGGUCAGCCAGCGUCUCCUUCAGGUCUCUGCUGGUUAAACACUGCCAGGCAGAGUUCAGGAAGAGCUUGGACAAGGAGGGCAUUGUUCAAAAGAGUGGGUCCUGCCUGAACCCAGUCCAGGACGUGAGGGUCAUCGACCGGCUGAGGGAAGAGCAACAGAACACCAAACCUUCCGGUCGCUUCCUCAAUAUGCUGAGGUUUAUUGGGGAGCUGUUCCUCUCCAAGGUGCUGGCAGAGAAAUCCAUGCACUGCUGCAUCAGGAGGCUGUUGCAGAAAGGAGACGGGCCGUCUCUUGAGGGUCUCUGUCAGCUCCUCCAGAUGAUCCAGCAGGACCUGGAGGUGGUGACGGAAAAGGAAGUGAUGGACACCUACUAUAACCAGCUGGACCAUAUCGCAGAGAAAGAGAAGAGGGCACCAAGGCUCUCCCUUUUGUUGAAGGAAACAGUGGAUGCCAGGAAGAUGGCAUACUCCACCCCCCACUAA